This is a messenger RNA of Cataglyphis hispanica, 3400 nucleotides long. It is a transcript of the gene Sirt6, whose product is annotated as NAD-dependent protein deacetylase Sirt6. The transcript is spliced from 7 exons. Lineage: Eukaryota; Metazoa; Arthropoda; Insecta; Hymenoptera; Formicidae. The coding region runs from base 413 to 1624 and encodes 403 amino acids. The record is from RefSeq and is a predicted model, not a curated record. Gene Ontology annotation, molecular function: NAD+ binding.
CGGGCUAACUCGAGCGUCCAUGGCGUCCCGGAUCGCCGCUCCUACGGGACGCGCGAACCGCAAGGCGCAUGCCUCGGGCGGUUUAUUAUCUUCUUUCUGUUCAAGUGCCAUUUCGUUGCAUGCAGUGCAGUCUAUAAAACAGAAUGCGUUCCCCGCGGGUCUCGAGUUUCCUAUCACUUAUCGUCAUUCGUAGCGUAUAAACAUAACAGCACGCGGUCAUUAGCUCGAUUCAUAUUGUGUUUACGUAUCCGUUCUGACACAUGGGAGCGCGGCCGGAGCGCGGCUAAAAUCGCGUCUCAGCUUCAUCCAUCCACGGCGAUCGUAAAAGACGGGCCCGGAUAUCCGUUCGUGGCGUCCCCCAGGCGUCGUCUAGAAUAUCCGAUCUCGCCCCGAGACGAGUGAGCGCGCAAAAAUGUCAUCCAGCUACGCGGACGGGUUAUCGCCGUACGAAAACAAAGGAGUGUUGGGACUGGAGGAGAGAUACGAUAGCGUUGAGACUCUUCGGCUGAAAUGCGGCCUCCUGGCCGAUUGGAUACAGGGUGCCCGUCACGUCGUGGUCCACACAGGCGCCGGUAUCAGCACCGCCGCGGGUAUCCCCGAUUUUCGGGGUACAAAUGGUGUGUGGACUUUGGAACAAAAAGGCUUAAAACCUUCGAUGAACAUUUCCUUUGAUGAAGCAAUACCUACAAAGACACACAUGGCAUUGAAAAAAUUGAUAGAGGCCAAAAAAGUAAAAUUCAUCAUAAGUCAGAAUAUAGAUGGAUUACAUUUACGGUCGGGAAUACAGAGGCAAUAUCUAGCAGAACUGCAUGGAAAUAUGUUUACAGAACAAUGUGAUAAAUGUGGCAGGCAAUUUAUUCGUAAUUUUGCAACCAAAAGUGUGGGAAAAAAAUCUUUAGAUACUGUAUGCAGAUCAGAGCAGAUAGGCGGUCGUCCGUGUCGCGGCCGAAUGCACGAUACUAUUCUCGAUUGGGAGCAUAAUUUACCAGACAGCGAUUUGACAUUGUCUGAUUUACAUUCCAGUGUUGCUGAUCUAAGCAUAUGCUUGGGAACAACGUUACAAAUUAUUCCAAGUGGUAAUCUACCUUUGUACACGAAAAAAUACGGAGGUCGUCUUGUUAUAUGCAAUUUGCAACCAACAAAGCAUGAUAAGAAAGCUGACUUAAUUAUAAAUGGCAAUGUUGAUGAAAUUAUGAUCGCAGUCAUGAAGAAGUUGGGAUUGGAAAUUCCAGAACAUGAAAGCAGUAUGGAUCCAACACGAAAUUCUGAUACAACGGCUAAAGAAAUGGAUUGGACAAUUCCGACCAGUAGAAUAAAAGAAAUGAAUGUGCUGUACAAAAAGGUGUGCAAGCCAAUGCGAAGAAAACGGAAAACGUUUAUGUACGAGAGAGAAAGAACAGAUACGAUAAGAGAGACUAAAGCCAGAAAGCAAGCAUUUACAGUUAAGCAAGAAAUCAAAUCAGAAGAUAAAAUAACUACAUCAAAUGAAAUAUGUAAAACCGAAAAUGAUCACAUGGUUAAAAAUCCUGUUAAAAUAGAAGAGAACGUAGAAGAAACAUAUAGAUAUUCGAUGGAAGAUACAACAGAGCAUAACACUGAUCUGGAAAUAAACCAAACGGUGUAGCAAGUUUUAACAGAGCGAUAAUUUUCCAUUCUAAUGUUUCAAUUAUUCUCAGUGUACGCUACAGUUACUUAUGAGUGCAUAUCGAAUCAUUCAUUGUAUGUGAAAAAUAUCCAAAAGUGGAAUAGGUUUGCCAACAUUCAAUAGACAUUUGAAACAUAUUUGUUGCAUAUUUAAUGUUAAAUGUAAUAUACAUUUGAUAUAAUUUUCUCUUCUUUUCUUUUCUGUCUUUCUUUUUUCGAUCUCUUUAAAAAAUUUUGUUUGUAUAGACAUAUAUAUAAAACAGAUUUAUUUAGGACAAUAUUUAAAAUAAACUUAUAUCUAUUAUUUUUGUUGGUACUAUAUACUUAAAUGAUAAUAUUAGAACUUGUAUUCAGAAGCAAUAACAAAUAUUUAUGUCAAAGGUAAUAUUUUAAUUUUUGUACGAUUUUGGAAAUGCAUUCUGAUCAUAAAACAUUUAUUUAAUGUUAGAUAUGCAAUAAAAAUGUAAGUUUAUAAUUUUUGUUUACAGAGAACAUGUCAUUUAUGAUAAAUCGAAAAUAUUCCAAUAACUGUAUAUACUCUUAUUAGUAUCCGUAAAGAGUUGCGUUUGUGCUGCAUCUGCUUUUUACAACUCGCCUAUAUAUUGACGCAUAUGCAUUAGAUAUGUAUUACGGCGAGAGAUUCGACGUGAAUUAGUUAGAUCUCUCGACGAGCAACGUGUUCCAGAUUUCUCGUGCAUAAUAUGAUACUUUUUCCACUAUAGAUUACUAAUAAGAUAAUUGGAUAAAAGAGAUCUUCCUAUAACAUUUUGCUAGUAAGAACUUCCGUGAGCUUUUUUUUUUUUUAAUUGAGUAUAGUUAGAUUUGAAGUAGUUGCCGAACGUAAUAAUAAAAAUAUUUCAGAUAUAUAUGAGCUGUUUAGUAAAUAAAUAAUUUAUACUCAUUAGUCAUCAAAAAUAGUGUGUGUGUGUGUGUGUGUGUGUGUGUGUGUGUGCGUGUGUGUGCCUCAGCUACAUUUUUACAUUAUUUACUGAAAAACAAAAUAUAAUAUAAUUUUUUUAUUCCCUCAGAUUUUUUUUCAUCAAUUUCAAUAAUUUUCAGCGAUCACGAUAUAUAUAAAACAAUAUAUAUUUUCAUUAAAAUCAUUUUGAAUGUUUUACGUGGCUAAAAAAUUAUAAAUCCAUUAAAAUAAAAAUAAUCUUUUAAUAAAUUGUCAUCAUGCAUUGAGUCAUAAUGAAACUUCGUUUCUGCUGGCUAUUAUAUAUAUUUUUCUAAAGAUUGCUUGCAUGAAUACACACAGACAUAUUGUUCCAUGUUCCGUGUGCGUUUAAUUGUCCUUGAUAUUCAAAUUUGUUCGCCUUACAGAAAUUGACAGUAGACGAGAUCGAUUUAUGACUGCGCGUCAUAAUGUGUUAUAGCGCGCAUGUUUGUGUGAGUAAGGUAAAAAAUAUAGCACCAUAUUGCUGCAAGCUGAUGUUAGAUCAACUGGUAAAUUCAAAUGUUGAAUUUUUAACAGAGUGCGCCUUUUUCCAUAUAGUGUUGAAAGGAAUGUUGAAAGUAAAAGUUUUAACGAUAUCUCGCAAUUAGUACGCUAAACGAUUUUCGCGUGUAGAUGAUAUAAACUGCAACGUAUAUAGAAUGCAUUCCGUGAUAGAAUGCAACAUAGCGAAUCAUGUAAUAUUUAUAUUGUACAUAGUGAUGUUUGCUUCACUCUCAUCGUAAUACAUGACUUUAUUUAAAUAAUCAUUAUUACUCGCCAGAUAUAAUAUUCGAAAUAAAAAGUACAUCUAUGAAAAAG